AUGUCGGAAUAUUGCAAUAAUUGCUUUUGUUGUGGCUGUUAUUUAGUACCGCGAUAUAAACGAUUAGUUAAUAAUGUUUUUCCAGCAAAUCCACAACAUGGUCUUGAUAAAAAUAAUCUUGAACGAUUACGUUUUUAUGCUGUUCUUAAACCAGAAAAACUUGAUAAAUCAUUUCGUUAUAUGUCAGAAAAAGUGGCACGUUAUUUACGUCAUAGAAAUAAGCCAUAUGUCAUUCUUGGUAUUAAAGCUAUGAAUGAUACAAUGAAAUCAUGUUAUCAACAAUUGAAUACAUUUGUUGAUCAUUAUCUUGAUGCACUUCGUCUUGUACUUGAAGAAAAAAAUGAUUUAGAAUUAACUGAACAUGCUGUUUCUUCGUUCGAAUCAUUUUGUGAAAUUCGUGAAGAAGCACCAAACUAUCAACGAAAUUAUGAAUUUUUUGUUGAUCGUUUUACUGAACUUUGUCAUAAUAAUAGUGAUAAUAAUAAAACCAAGUUUCGAUGUCUUGGUCUUCGUGGUCAUCAUGCUCUUAUUCGAAAAACUGCUAAUGAUGAAUUACAAAAUGAUGUUUGGAAACAUAUGGAUAAAAUAGUUCCAUCAAUUGUAUUUAAUAUGGAAGUACGAGAUCAAGAUCGACAAUCUAAUCGUAUAACAUCAACAUCAUCACAAGAUAAUCUUGGUGUAACAACAGCACCUGAACAAAUUGAAUUAAUUGAACGUGGAUCAAAUACAACUAAUGAUAAUCCAGCUAUAUUAGCUGAAAUUGUUUUACGAGAUUUAUUUUGUCGUGCUCAUUUAAAUAAUAUAACUGCAUGCGUUCAACCAAUUCUUAUACAUUUAGAUAAUCAUGCUAAAUGGAUUCCCGUUGAUUUUCCAAAAUAUAUAUUUUCUGAAAUAAUGAAUUCAAUAAAACAUCAUAAUAGUUAUUUAAUUAUUGAAUUACUUCUUGGUCAUCUUGAAAAACAUUUUCAUCAACAAGAUACAGCUAAUAUAAAAACAUCAAUUAUGAACGUUAUUCAAGAUUGUAUGGUUUUUGCUGCUGCAAAUACAGGAGCUGGGUCAACUAUGUUUACAGGCAUUUUACGACUUUUAAAAUUUUUAAGAAAAUCAUUUCAAAUACAAUGUUCAUCAAAUGGUAAUUCAUUAACAAAUAAUCAAGAUGAACAUGAAUUUCAAACAGCAGUUAUUAAUGGAAUAGGAAAUUUUGCAGAAAAAUUACCAGAUUUUCAAAUGAUGGAAAUAAUGCAAUUUAUAAUAACAUCAUUAGCAACACUUAAUCAAGGUUAUGAAGAAACAACAAAUGAUUCAAAAGAUGCUACUUUAAAACUUCAAUUACUUCUUCUUAAAACUGUAAAAAAAGUUGCAGCUACUUAUCAAACAGUUCAUCGUCGUGAAACAUCAACUCAAACAACAUUUCCUCAUCAGCUUUUUGAUCCAUUACUUAAAAUGUUGAGUGCACCAGAACCAGAAGUUCGUUUAAUUGUUUUAGAAAUUCUUCAACCAUUAGUCGAUCGACGACAAUAUGCAGAUAAAUUACACAAAAUAAAAUUACCAAAAGAUAUAUCUCAAUUAGAAUUACCAACAGAAACUAAAGCAAAUCGUCUAUUUGAUAUUGCAUUUAUGAAAAAAUUUGGUCGUCAAUUUCUUUCACAACUUUAUCAAUGUAUAUUAAUGGAUAAUAAUACAAAAGAUAUAUAUCAUGCUAUAUAUUGUCUUAUGAAUCUUGUUACACUUGAAGCUGUAGAUAAAGAUGUUCUUGUUGAUGUUAUACAUUUUUGUUUUGAAAUUCAAUCAAAAAUAACAAAAAUGUCUGAUUCAAAUGGAAAUUUACAUCAAUCAUCUCAAAGAAAAUUAUCACGAAUUAAUCAUAAUAGUAUACAUGCAUUAAUAGCAGCUUAUUUUAAUUUAAUGUCAAAAUUAAAUGGAAUUCGUGCAUUUUCUCAUCAUGUAGAUGACGUUGUUCAUAAACGUGAACGUCAUGCUCCAUAUUUACUACCUCCUAAUGCAUUUAAUUCAAAUAUUGAUGAAACAAUUCCAUAUCGUAUUCCAAAAGAUUGUUUAUUUUCUCAAGAAUCAGUUGCUAAUGCAUUAGAUGCAUCUGGUCAUGAUACAUCAAGAUUCGAUCGUGAAUUUCGUCCUGAACCAGGUAUGUUAUUUAUUUAUUAG
Messenger RNA from Rotaria sordida, 2163 nucleotides. The record is from the annotation of a GenBank genome assembly. NCBI's taxonomy places the organism in Eukaryota, Metazoa, Rotifera, Eurotatoria, Philodinida, Philodinidae.